GUCUUUGGAUGGGGUGGCUCUUGGGGUCUCUGCUGGCUCUGUGCCAGGCUUUGCGAGGGUGCAAACUUGGCGUGGCAAGAGCAGCAAGUGGUGGCGCACCACGUUCCCUCCGAAAGAGGAGCGCAAGGAUGGCAGUGGCACUCUUCCUUGGGAGCCCUUCCUCCCUCGUGCCUCCCCCCCGGCCCCCCCGGCCCCUGCCAAGCUCCUCCUCUGGCUCUGCCUUGGGCAGGGGGGUCUCUGCCGUGGCCCUUCCCUUGCCACUCCUUCACAAAUUGUGAGUUGUGGGUACAGCUGCUGCUCGCCUUGCGUUGCUGCCGACAGAGUUCCUGCUGAGCGCAAAGGAGUCGCCAACCCGUCACCGAUGGAGAAAGUCCUCCACUUUGCCGUCUGCGCCUGCGCCGCUUUGCUGCUGAUUGGAGAACCUACUUCGACAGGUGCAGCUGAGCAUGAAGAUUCCAUGCAAAAGGACAGUGGCGGUGGCGGAGGAGGCGGGAAGGACUGGCCGACAAUGUACGUCACAACCAUCUUGGAAGACCCCUACGUAAUGGCCAAGGGCACGGAGCUGGAAGGCUAUUGCAUUGACCUGCUGGAGAAGCUGUCGGAGGUGCUGCACUUCAAGUACAAGGUGGGCGUCGUGAAGGACGGGAAGUACGGAACCCUGAAUCCCAACGGGAACUGGACUGGGAUGAUCGGAGAGGUCGUCAGGAAGGAAGCGGACCUUGCUGUUGCUCCGUUGACGAUAACGUCCGUGAGGGAAGACGCCGUGGACUUCACCCAGCCCUUCCUGCACACGGGCAUCGGCAUCCUGCUUGAGAAGGAGUCUGCCCUUGAGGAGGCCUCGCUCUUCCACUUCCUGACCCCCUUCAGCAAGGAGACCUGGGGCGGCAUCGCCAUCGCCUACCUGCUCUCCAGCCUCUGCUUGUUCCUGGCUGCCAGAAUAAGCCCAAGUGAAUGGGAUGGAGACGAUGAGUUCCGUUACACGUUCCUCAACAGCCUGUGGUUCGGAGCAGGAGCAUUCACUCUGCAAGGGGUGAUGCCUCAACCCAAAUCGCUCGCCAUCCGGAUCAUCUCUGCCAUCUGGUGGCUCUUCAGCAUCGUGCUCCUGACGGCCUACAUUGCCGGGUUCAGCUUCAUCUUGGAGUCCAGCUCCGACCAGAUCGCCAUCCACAACUUUGAAGACCUGGUCAAACAGAGGGAGCUGGAUUUUGGGACCAUGGAGAGCUCCUCCACACUCCAGUAUUUCAAGAACUCAAAGAACCCAGUCCAGCAAAUGGUCUACGAGUCCAUGAACAGAAAGAAGGACACCGUUUUUGCAAAGAACUACCAGGAGGCCAUCCAGAGGGUCCUGAAUUCGGAUUAUGCGUUCAUUGGAGAGUCCAUCUCUCAGGACCUGGCGGUUGCCAGGCAUUGCAACUUGGUCCGCUCUCCUGAAGUCAUUGGGGCCAGGGGCUUUGGCAUCGCCACGCAAAAAGGAUCUCCUUGGACCAACAAGCUGUCGGUGGCCAUCUUGAAGCUUGGGGAAUCGGGUGACCUCGACUACCUGCGCAGCAAAUGGUGGGAGAGCCGCUGCUCUGAAGACGACGAUGACCACUGGAGCCCCCUGAGACCUCACGCUCUCGGUGGCAUCUUCUUGAUACUUGCCAUGGGGCUUUUAUUGGGGUUGAUUGUCGCCAUGUUUGAGUUGUCCAGGAAAAGCAAGCACAGGGCUGAGCAGGAGAAGAAAUCCUGCUGCCCUUUGUUCACAGAGGAGCUGAGCCAACGGUUCCAAAACAGAGGAGAGCGGAGGCAAGAAACGGCCGGGAAAACAAAGCCCUGAAACGACACAGCAAGCCCAAAUUGUGAUGGACUCUUCUUUCUGUUGCCAUUCCCCUUCCCAUAUAUUCUGUAGCAAUGCUCUCUUAUACUUUGCAUAACAGUAUGACGUAACUAGGUAACCUUUUUGGGAUAACACAAAAUUUUGGGGAGACUCCUAACUAACACUUUUAGUGUGUCGUUUUAGCCAUUUCUGCAGCUCUUGACCAGCAUCACAGUUGUUCCUUUGUGAAGACAAAGCGUCGAAGAAGCCAACGCUGUGGACCUGGCAAGACGUGUGUUUAUGGGCCGCCUGUAAAAUCAAGCUACUUGUCUUUGUUAAAGUUCGCAUUCCUAACCCAUAACGGCGUGAAAGCAUUACCGUAUGAAAAUACAGAAAGUAAACUCGAAA
Molecule: messenger RNA, 2203 nt
Organism: Anolis sagrei ordinatus
Lineage: Eukaryota; Metazoa; Chordata; Lepidosauria; Squamata; Anolidae
Product: probable glutamate receptor
Biological process (GO): synaptic transmission, glutamatergic; modulation of chemical synaptic transmission; monoatomic ion transport
Cellular component (GO): presynaptic membrane; postsynaptic density membrane; plasma membrane
Molecular function (GO): transmitter-gated monoatomic ion channel activity involved in regulation of postsynaptic membrane potential; kainate selective glutamate receptor activity
Source: RefSeq, a predicted model, not a curated record